GUUGCCCUUGGGCCUAAACCAGGGUGGGAAACAUUGUAACUAGAGUUCAUGCAUGGGUAUGCAGGAAUGAUGAUGGGCAUGAGAUGGGUUCGAUCACCGAACCAUUUACGUGGGUCCCACAUGUUAAAUCCAAGAUCAUCCUGUUCAAUUGGGCAUAGCAUGACAGGGUUUGGCAAACACCAGUUGGUAUAGACUCUGAAAAAACAGGAAACUAGCAUACUAGGUAUUGCAUUGGGAUAAAGCUGGCAUACCUGAGCAACUAAAAGAGCCUCCGAAGGGGAAGUUGUUGACGAUUUGUUUUCUGCUUAUAUGAAUCUUGAAAAUCUUGACACAUUAAACUCUUCUGGAACUGACGAUAAACAAGGAACUGAGAAUCGUGAAGAUUUAGAUAGUCGAGCUAGUGGAACAAAAACAAAUGGAGGUGAUAGCAGUGAUAAUGAAGCUACAAGUAGUGUUAAUGAUAAAGGGAUUAAACGGAGUGCAGGUGGAGACAUUGCUCCAACAACAAGGCAUUAUAGAAGUGUGUCAAUGGAUAGUUUUAUGGGGAGGAUGAACUUUGCUGAUGAAUCACCUAAGCUUCCUCCUUCUCCUGGAGGGCAUAUUGGUCAAUUAUCCCCAAAUAAUUCAAUCGACUCAAAUUUAAAUACAAAUACGUUUAGUUUGGAGUUUGGAAAUGGUGAGUUUACAGGGGCUGAGCUCAAGAAAAUCAUGGCUAAUGAGAAACUUGCAGAGAUUGCUUUAUCUGAUCCCAAACGAGCCAAAAGGAUUUUGGCAAAUCGACAAUCUGCUGCAAGAUCAAAAGAGAGGAAAAUGCGUUACAUUACAGAAUUGGAGCACAAGAUUUCUCUGUUCGGAUCUUCUAAUUUCUCAUUUCUACUGCUUCAUGGAGUAGAAGCUAUGUGUGCUGAGCUUAUGCAAUUACAUGCUGGUAUUAAGGAGUUGACUUCUACUCGCCAAAAAAUUACUAGUCAAGUUCAGGGUAUGACUCAAGAUCUUGCUGGAGCUACUGUUGACCGGAAGCGGGAUAAUUUGGGAGAAAGGGUUAUGUCUUUAGCUUUUGAUGUUAUAUCUCGACUUCUAGAAAUAGCCCCAGGAUGGAGACUUGUUUCACCACUUUUCAUCUUUGCUGUAGUCUGCAAUUUUUCCAGCAAUAGUAAUGAAUGA
Lactuca sativa (garden lettuce) is the source of this 1164-nucleotide messenger RNA. RefSeq names its product bZIP transcription factor 29. Gene Ontology annotation, cellular component: nucleus. The record is from RefSeq and is a predicted model, not a curated record. Lineage: Eukaryota; Viridiplantae; Streptophyta; Magnoliopsida; Asterales; Asteraceae. Gene Ontology annotation, biological process: regulation of DNA-templated transcription. Gene Ontology annotation, molecular function: DNA-binding transcription factor activity.